Fomitopsis serialis is the source of this 2199-nucleotide messenger RNA. RefSeq lists its product as uncharacterized. The coding region runs from base 1 to 2199 and encodes 732 amino acids. The transcript is spliced from 12 exons. Lineage: Eukaryota; Fungi; Basidiomycota; Agaricomycetes; Polyporales; Fomitopsidaceae. The record is from RefSeq and is a predicted model, not a curated record.
AUGACCUUCGCCGUUCGGGGACGGUCGCCCGUUAUUCGGAACUUGCGGAAGGCCGAGUUGGGUUCUCUCAUGUUUCGCUACACUGGGCCUGUGGACAAGGACUCACCGUCGUGGAAGCGCACUGACUACGUCGUUCACUGCCGCAAUGCCCGACAAGUUGCUCGGAACAUGAUCGGCAACGAGGACUUCAAUGGCCGGUUCGAUACGACUCCUUAUCAGGAGUACAGCGCCCCUAAUACCACACGCUUCUCGAACUCAAUGUCGGGGCAAUGGGCGUAUAGACAAGCAACGAAGAUUGCGGAGGAUCCGGAGAGCCAUGGAUCGAUGUUGUCCCCGAUGAUCCUCGGCGCUGACAAGACGACUGUAUCUGUCGGAACUGGCAAUUCAGAGUUCCAUCCAUUAUACAUGUCAGUGGGCAAUGUCCACAACUCGGUCAGACGUGCACACAAGGAUGCAAUUAUCCCGAUCGCUUUCUUGGCGAUACCAAAAGCUGCACGAGGCGAAGCCGAGACUGAUGAGUUCCGAACGUUCCGCAAACAGCUGUACCACGUGUCAAUAGCGCACAUCAUGUCGCCACUGCGGCCUUAUAUGGAAACCUACAACGUUGUAUGCUGCCCCGACGGUCACUUCCGACGAGUGAUAUAUCAACUCGGGCCGUUCAUUGCAGAUUAUCCCGAGCAAGUCGUCCUAUCAGGGAUAGUGACCGGGUGGUGCCCGAAGUGUCUCCUUCCUCCCGAAGAUCUAUACAAAGGUGGAGGAGACCCACGCUGUCGUGAUCACACCGAAGAGGUCAUCAAUACAUUCGAUGCUGACGAAGUCUGGAUUGCAUGGGGAAUCGACGCGAACAUCAUACUGUUCACGACGUACUUCCCCCGUGCCGACAUCUACGAACUCCUCACCCCUGAUCUCCUCCACCAACUCAUCAAGGGGACCUUCAAAGACCACCUCGUCGACUGGGUGGAGCAGUAUCUUUACCUCGUGCAUCCCAAAGUCAAAGCUCGUCGAAGAAUGGAUGAUAUAGACCGCAGGAUUGCCGCUGCGCCUCAAUUCCCAGGACUUCGCCACUUUCCCGAAGGACAUAACUUCAAGCAGUGGACUGGAAACGACUCGAAGGCCUUAAUGAAGGUCUACCUUCCCGCCAUACAAGGUCAUGUGCCGGACAAUAUGGUUCGCUGCUUUGCGGCAUACCUAGACUUCUGUUAUCUGGCUCGACGGUCCGCUCAUGAUGAAGGUUCUCUCGCGGCGAUGCAAGAAGCCUUAGAUCGCUUCCACCGAUAUCGUGUCAUAUUCGAGACUGUUGGCGUACACCCUGAGGGUUUCUCGCUGCCACGACAACAUGCCCUCGUCCACUACAUUACUGGCAUUCGACUUUUCGGUUCGCCCAAUGGUAUAUGCUCGUCGAUCACCGAAUCUAAACACAUCCGUGUGGUCAAGCAGCCAUGGCGACGAUCGAGUAGGAAUAACGCUCUGCUCGAAAUGCUUUGCACCAACCAACGCCUCGACAAGCUCAGUGCCGCGCGGUCAGUCUUUGCCAACCGGCACAUGCUUGACGGCGACGUCCUCACGGACGCGAUGAACGUGGCUUUUGUAACCGAAGAUCACGAUGGACUCUAUAUGCGCCGUGUUGAGGAGCUUGCUGCCGAGUACAAACAGCCAGACCUUCUCGUUUUGCUCCGCCGCUUUCUCUUCGACCAACUGUAUGCCACAGAUGAAAUUGACUCAAGCAUGGUGGACCUAUCAGAAUUGAAUGCUACGUUCUUCGCGCCAAGCGAACUCUCUGGUGAUCGUGGCAUGCACCGGGAGCUCAUUCGGUGCAACCCUUCUUGGCGCGGCAACCCGCGUUACGAUACAGUCCUCAUUGGUGUUGACGCGGAUGAGCCCGGCAUGAAUGGGAUGGCUGUCAGUCGGGUCAUGGGGCUGAUGGCGGUCACAUACAGUGGUAUACGCUAUCCGUGCGCACUGAUUGAUUGGUUCGACGUCUUAGAGGAUCCAAGCGAUGUGAUUGGCAUGUACGUUGUUCAGCCCGAGCUCGAUGAUGAUGAACAGCAGGUAUUUCUAUUUCGUGCUGUUCACCUGAUGCCACUGUAUGGAGAUGCUUCGAUACCAGUCGACUUUCAUUUCUUGUAUAGCCUAGAUGCAUUUGAAUCAUUCUAUGUAAAUAAGUACAGUGACUACCAUUCACACGAAACUAUAUUUUAG